GCCCCGCCCGCAGCGUCUUGACGUAGUUGCACGGACAACGUGCACCCACAUUCAAAGCCCACAGGGGGCCGUCCUCGGUGAUGCACCUCGUGCUGCGCAGGCGCAAGCAGCAAGGCGCUGGAGCCGGUGUCAUGGAUUGUGUCAACCGGGUGGCUAAACUUUACAGAUCUGUAAUUGAAGAUGUGAUUGAAGGAGUGAGGGAUCUCUUUGCUGAAGAAGGUGUGGAAGAACAAGUCUUAAAAGACUUGAAGCAGCUCUGGGAAACAAAGGUUUUGCAAUCUAAAGCCACAGAAGACUUCUUCAGAAAUAGUGUUCAUUCACCUCUGUUCACUCUUCAGUUGCCACACAGCUUGCACCAAACAUUGCAAUCAUCAGCAGCAUCGUUUGUUAUUCCUGCUGGUAGAACUCGUCCCAGUUUUACCGCAGCAGAACUGGGCACCUCAAACUCCAGUGCAAGCUUUACUUUUCCUGGUUAUCCUAUUCAUGUACCGGUGGGUGUGACACAGCAGACUACAUCUGCUCACCUUUGUAAAGUCAGUGUACCAUUUAUGGUGACACAGACUUCUGAAAGAGCAAGUAUUCUUCAGCAUCCAGUUCAGCAAGUAUUUCAGCUGCUUGGGCAGCCGUCAAUAAUACAGACCAGUAUUCCACAAUUAAACCCAUGUUUUCUUCAAGCAACUACUGAAAAAUCACUGAGAAUGGAAACUGUGCUCCAGCAACCUAUAGUUCUUCCUUCUGAGACAGUGGAUAAGAAACAUUUAGAAAACACUACCAGUGAUAUUCUUGUACCUCCUGGAAAUGAGCAUAAAAUCAUAUCUGAAGCUUUAUUGAAUCAGCUGGAUUCCAGUUCUCAGAUGGAUUUAAGCAUUCGGGUAACUGAUGGUGACGUUAAUGAGAUAAUUCAAAUAGGUGGAACUGGAGAUACAUCUUCCAAUGAUGAAAUAGGAAAUACAAGAGAUGUAGAUGAGAAUGGAUUGCUAGGGAUUACUGAUGCAGGAGACCUGAAGGUAACUGAAGAAGAAACUGGCAGUGUAUCAAAUGAAGAUUCAAGUGUAAACAGUAGUGAUAAUGAAGACCCUGAGAUAGACCUUUUGGAAGAAGACCCUUUAAAUUCUGGAGAUGAUGUUAGUGAGCAGGAUGUGCCAGACCUGUUUGACAUGGAUAAUGUGAUUGUCUGUCAGUAUGAUAAGGGCAUCAUCAGACAGGAGAAUGACCAUGGAGGAGAGGCUGUGGUGGACAGCCCCACACGGGGCAAGGAGGGAACCUGCAGUUUCCAGGACCUGGUAGAGCACAGUGGGCAUCUCUCUUUAGUGUCAACUCAAGCACACAUGAUUUCAUUUUUUUAUGUUUUAUUACUGUUUUUUUUUUUUUUUUCUUUUUGCCAGGAAAAAAUGGGAGAAGCCUUGACUAUUUUAGGAGAGCUUUAUCAGUUUUUAGUUGAGAUCAACUAUUUGUUUUCAAGGUAAUAGCACAUAUUUCUACCACUCUCAUCCUUCCCAGCUAAUCUGGGAGGUCAGUGCUAAAGGAUUAGGUUUGCCUCUCUUGGAAGAAAAAAAGAAAAGGCCCUCAGUACAGUCAGCUGAAGCAGGUCAUUUCCCCUCCCAAAACACUGCUUAAGCAAUGGGACCAUUCAGUUUUUUUCAGUGGAUGUUUGACAUUUAUCAAAUUCCUAAACUGUGCUAUGCAACUGAACUUCCUGUCUGCUAUCAGUGACUUGUGCAUUUUUAACACUUGCCAGAUACAUUUUGGUAAUUAUGUAGUGAAGAAUUAAAUUUCCCCAAA
Messenger RNA from Bubalus bubalis (water buffalo), 1782 nucleotides. RefSeq names its product general transcription factor IIA subunit 1 like (gene GTF2A1L). Gene Ontology annotation, cellular component: transcription factor TFIIA complex. Lineage: Eukaryota; Metazoa; Chordata; Mammalia; Artiodactyla; Bovidae. The coding region runs from base 81 to 1466 and encodes 461 amino acids. The record is from RefSeq and is a predicted model, not a curated record. The transcript has 9 exons. Gene Ontology annotation, biological process: transcription by RNA polymerase II; transcription initiation at RNA polymerase II promoter.